This is a messenger RNA of Mus pahari (shrew mouse), 792 nucleotides long. RefSeq names its product pregnancy-specific glycoprotein 22-like. Gene Ontology annotation, biological process: T cell activation. NCBI's taxonomy places the organism in Eukaryota, Metazoa, Chordata, Mammalia, Rodentia, Muridae. The record is from RefSeq and is a predicted model, not a curated record. The coding region runs from base 1 to 792 and encodes 263 amino acids. Gene Ontology annotation, cellular component: external side of plasma membrane. The transcript has 3 exons.
AUGGAGGUGUCCUCUGAACUUUUCAGCAAUGUGGGUACCCCCUGGCAGAGGGUCCUGCUCACAGCCUCCCUCUUAACCUGCUGGCUCCUGCCCACCACUGCCCAUGUCACCAUCGAAUCCUUACCACCCGAUGUGGUUGAAGGAGAAAAUGUUCUUCUACAAGUUGACAAUCUGCCAGAGAAUCUUCGAGUCUUUGUCUGGUACAGAGGGCUGACAGACAAGAGCCUUGGAAUUGCAUUGUAUUCACUGGACUAUAGCACAAGUGUGACAGGACCUGAGCACAGCGGUAGAGAGACAUUGUACAGCAACGGGUCCCUGUGGAUCCAAAAUGUCACCCGGGAGGACACAGGAUAUUAUACUCUUCAAACUAUAAGUAAAAAUGGAAAACUGGUAUCAAAUACAUCCNUGUUCCUUCAGGUGUACUCCUCUCUUUUCAUCUGUGGGCNUCCUUCUCCACCUGCACACCUCAAUAUUGAAUCAGUGCCGGCCACCGUUACUGAAGGAGCAAGCGUUCUUCUCCUUGUUCACAAUCUUCCAGAGGAUCUUCAAUCACUUUUCUGGUACAAAGGGUUGGCUGCGUUUAAUAAGGUUGAGAUUGCCCGACACAGAACAGCCAAGAAUUCAAGUGAAAUGGGCCCUGCCCACAGUGGUAGAGAGAUAGUGUACAGCAAUGGAUCCCUCCUGCUCCAGAAUGUCACCUGGAAAGACACCGGAUUCUACACCCUACAAACUGUGAAUAGAUAUUGGAAAAUUGAAUUAGCACACAUUUACCUUCCGGCGAACAGUAAGUGA